Egretta garzetta (little egret) is the source of this 1125-nucleotide messenger RNA. RefSeq names its product putative RNA-binding protein Luc7-like 2. Gene Ontology annotation, cellular component: U2-type prespliceosome; U1 snRNP. NCBI's taxonomy places the organism in Eukaryota, Metazoa, Chordata, Aves, Pelecaniformes, Ardeidae. The coding region runs from base 277 to 1125 and encodes 282 amino acids. Gene Ontology annotation, molecular function: mRNA binding. The record is from RefSeq and is a predicted model, not a curated record. The transcript has 10 exons. Gene Ontology annotation, biological process: mRNA splice site recognition.
GGUUCAAUGUAUCUUUGCCUGCCUACAUCAAUCUGCAAGGGAGUGUCAGAAAGGCCCCGCAUUCGCCGAGCCGUUUGUAAGCAUUUAAAAUCAUUCUUCUGCCAACUCUUUAUGCUACUCCCAUCAGAAGUAAGAGGGUGCCUUGCAUCCAAGAGCAAAAUCAUAAAAUGAGUAUCAGGUGACACGACCCGUCAGCGAAUCAAAUUCAGUGAUGACAGAGUGUGCAAGAGCCACCUUCUCAACUGCUGCCCUCAUGAUGUGCUCUCUGGAACUAGAAUGGACCUUGGAGAAUGUCUGAAGGUGCAUGACCUGGCAUUAAGGGCAGACUACGAAAUAGCAUCCAAAGAUCAAGAUUUCUUCUUUGAGCUUGAUGCAAUGGACCACCUGCAGUCAUUUAUUGCAGACUGUGACAGGAGAACGGAAGUGGCUAAGAAAAGGCUAGCAGAAACCCAAGAAGAGAUCAGUGCUGAAGUUGCAGCUAAAGCUGAAAGGGUUCAUGAAUUGAAUGAAGAAAUUGGGAAACUGCUGGCCAAAGUAGAACAGCUUGGAGCUGAUGGGAAUGUGGAAGAAUCUCAAAAAGUAAUGGACGAAGUGGAGAAGGCUCGGGUAAAGAAGAGAGAAGCAGAAGAAGUAUACAGGAAUUCUAUGCCUGCCUCCAGCUUUCAGCAGCAGAAGCUACGGGUUUGUGAAGUGUGCUCAGCUUAUCUUGGUCUUCAUGACAAUGACCGACGACUUGCUGACCACUUUGGAGGAAAACUACAUUUAGGAUUUAUUGAAAUAAGAGAGAAGCUUGAGGAGCUCAGGAGGAUUGUGGCUGAUAAACAGGAGAAACGAAAUCAAGAGCGUCUGAAACGCAGAGAGGAGAGGGAAAGAGAAGAAAGGGAGAAACUAAGGAGGUCCAGAUCCCACAGCAAGCAUACCAAAAGAUCUAGGUCCCGAGAUCGCCGUAGGCAUCGGUCUCGCUCAGCCUCCCGGGAACGAAAGAGAAGAACUCGCUCCAAAUCCCGUGAGAAACGCCAUCGUCACAGGUCUCGUUCUAACAGCCGCAGCCGGAGUCGCAGCCAUCAUAGAAGCAGGCAUAGUUCCAGGGAGAGAAGCCGAGAACGCAGCUCCAAAAAGAGGUAA